Molecule: messenger RNA, 1219 nt
Organism: Nothobranchius furzeri (turquoise killifish)
Lineage: Eukaryota; Metazoa; Chordata; Actinopteri; Cyprinodontiformes; Nothobranchiidae
Product: UAP56-interacting factor
Biological process (GO): mRNA export from nucleus
Molecular function (GO): mRNA binding
Source: RefSeq, a predicted model, not a curated record
UGUUUGUCUCCCGUCCAAGGGAAGAAGCAGCAGCUCCGGAGGCGUUUCAGCUGUUGUAGCGUUAGCCGACUUCUUAGUUACACCUGCUCAUAAACCAAGGUGGUUUCCCAGAAGGCCGGACGACCAUGGCAGCGCCUCCCGAUAAAGUGGACAUGUCGCUGGAUGACAUCAUCCGCUUGAACAAAAAAGAGAGACAGUUCAAAAGGAGACAAGCCAACACGAACCGCCGACCGUUCAAGAAAAAGGGCCAAGGAAGAGCAGGAGGAGGAGGAGCCCCUAAGUUCAGAAGCAGAGGGGUUGCUUCCCUGCCGGGGCGAUGGCGGGGUCAAGGGUUAAUCACGGGGCUGGCGGCCAGGAGGCCAGCUGCCCUGCUGAAGCGGACCGGGACCCUGAACAGAUCAGCAGGCAGCCAGAAGCUGAGACCGAGGCGCUCGGAGGCUCAGAGACGGCUGUACCGGCAGCCCGAUCCACUCAGAGGCCAGAACUCCACAUCCACCAGGAGACCCUUCCAGCUGCGCGGACGGCCGCCGCCCCCUGUCCAGCAGACGCAGAGGGAGGCCCGCCAGGCCAUGUUUCUGUUUAACAGAGGCCUCAAGGUUCAAGCUCAGGUCCGGAGGCCAAACCCCCACGCCCCCCCGACACAAGCGAGACAGUGGCGGACUUCAACAACCAGCGAUGGAAUCCUGACCGUUUCUAUCGACAACCCGUCAGCCAGGACUCAGCCGGAGCCUCCCACUGCGUGGACUCUGUACCCCCCACCCGUCAACCCAGCUCCUGUGAAAGAGGAAACGGUGGAGAAGAAGAUCCCAAAAGGAGUUCCUCUUCAGUUUGACAUCAACAGUGUCGGCAAACCGCAAACGUCCAUGACCCUGAACGAGCGUUUCCGGAUCCUGAAAGGUCAGCGCACUGCGGCGGCGCAGAGCGGCAAAGGCAGCAGAUUUGUUACCGUGGGCUAGCGGGUGGGGCGGAGCCACCCAGCGCCGCCGUCUCACCAGACGAGUCCUACCGUUUGUUGUGUUCAGACUGUCGUGUCGUGGAUAUCCAGUACUGGGAUCUCGUGUUUUAAGUUUGGGACUUGAAACUGUUAAAACCGUGAACACUUUCCUUCCAGACGACUGUGUUUGCUACAAUAGCACGUGUGUGUGUGUGUGUGCAGCGCAUUUUUCAGAUGACUCGUUUUGUAAUUUCUUCAAAUAAAUGAGUUUCUCUAACUUUGUAA